CUCCACGCUGUCACUUCUUCUUCUCCACCCUUUAAACAUCAUCACCAUCACCACCAGAGGAAGAGGAAGAGGAAGAGGAUCAGCUGAUGUUUCUACUCUAGUUUAGUCUUCUUCAGAUCAGUAGUGUGAGCGCGCGUGCCAGCAGGUUUUUUGGGAUGCCGGUGCAGAUCCCGGACGACUCGGACUUCUCGUCGUUUAAAGAAGAGUGUCUGAGUUCAGAAGGAUGGAUCAGCAGGUACAGCAAGGGAGGAGUGACGGUGUGGUGCAGACAGGAGGAGAGCAGCUCAGUGCAGAAACUCAAGAUGAGGAUCGUGUGUAAGGACGUGACGGCCGAGACGCUGUACGAUGUCCUCCAUGACACCAGCUACCGCAGGAAGUGGGACUCCAACAUGAUCGACACCUACGACAUCGGCAGGCUGACGGUCAACGCCGACGUCGGUUAUUACUCCUGGAAAUGUCCGAGCCCGCUGAAGAACAGAGACUUUGUGACGAUGAGGUCUUGGCUUCCUCUCGGCAACGACUACCUGAUCAUCAACUACUCUGUCAAACACCCGCAACAUCCUCCGAAGAAAGAUUACGUCCGAGCCGUCAGUCUGCUGACCGGAUACCUGAUCCAGUCUAACGGAGCCAACUGCUCCACACUCUAUUACCUGACCCAGGUAGACCCUAAAGGUUCUUUACCAAAGUGGGUGGUGAACAGAGUGUCUCAGUUCGUGGCUCCAAAGGCCAUGAGGAAGAUCUACAAGGCGUCUCAGAAGUAUCCCGACUGGAAGAGGAAGCACAACCCGCUGCUGAAGCCGUGGAUGUUCCCGGAGCAGAACUCGCUGCCGUGCAUCGACGCGUCGGAGCUGACGAGGCAACGAGCCGACUCGCUGGAGAACAUCGACGAGAGCGGACUGAGCGAGGAGAAGCACAGCGGAGACGAGGAGACCUGAACAUCCACACACUGAUUUACUGGUGGUUUGCUUCUUUGUUUGUUUGUUUGUCACACUGAUCAGACUACACUUUAAAACAAUAAAAAGUCUUCCUGUGUAGCUUAAAUGAUUCUUUUGAUGUUAUUACACUCAAACUUUGACUUCAGAUCCAGUUCAGGAACAUCAGGUAUGUCACUUUAAGAGCCAGAUAUUUCCCUCAGAAGUAAAAGCAGAGCUAAAAGAGAGUAAAGAUUACACUUAUAUUCAGCAGGUGGACAGAAACACGAUGAACUAAUGAAUGAUAAUAAGUUUAACUCUCUCAUACUGUUCAUAUUCUCUUCUCACAGUUUG
Messenger RNA from Scomber japonicus (chub mackerel), 1265 nucleotides. It is a transcript of the gene stard15, whose product is annotated as StAR-related lipid transfer (START) domain containing 15. Gene Ontology annotation, molecular function: lipid binding. The record is from RefSeq and is a predicted model, not a curated record. Lineage: Eukaryota; Metazoa; Chordata; Actinopteri; Scombriformes; Scombridae.